This is a messenger RNA of Kwoniella mangroviensis CBS 8507, 4590 nucleotides long. RefSeq lists its product as uncharacterized. Gene Ontology annotation, biological process: transmembrane transport. The record is from RefSeq and is a predicted model, not a curated record. Bases 1 to 4590 code for a protein of 1529 amino acids. Gene Ontology annotation, cellular component: membrane. The transcript is spliced from 9 exons. Lineage: Eukaryota; Fungi; Basidiomycota; Tremellomycetes; Tremellales; Cryptococcaceae. Gene Ontology annotation, molecular function: ATP hydrolysis activity; ATP binding; ABC-type transporter activity.
AUGGUCUUUUCGUCGAGUACACGCGAUCCAUCACCAUCCACUCCCUCCGACGCACCUGCACCCUCAUCACACAGUGUAUCGACGCGAGUGGGAGGCGAAGAUGAACAGGAUCUGAAGAAGAAGCUAUCGCAGGGUAGUAGAGAAGACGAAAAGGGAGCAUCGUCAUCAAAGGAAUACGAGGAAAGAGGUAUACAGGAGAUCGACGAUGAAGGUGCGAAGAGAACGGUCAUGGUGGUGAUGGAGCAGAAGUCUGGUAAAGAGAUUUUGAAGCAUGUCGAUGGGGGUCCAUAUACGCAGCCUAGAUGGAGACAUUCCCUGCCUUUCGUCAAACCCAAACAUCCCCCACCGCCACCACCUCUCACCCUGGACGACGCGAAAGUGACACCAGAAGUGACCGCCAAUUUCUGGGACACGUUAUUCUUUAAUUGGAUCAGUCCGAUGAUGGCUUUGGGUUCCGCUCGUCCAUUGCAAGAUACCGAUCUAUGGAAAAUGGACGAAGCUCGAUCGGCAAAAGGUCUGGCAGAUAAGCUCUUGCUAUCAUACGCCAGAAGGACAAAAGCUGCCAAUGAAUAUAAUGCAAGAUUAACAGAUCCAAAUACCCCUUUACCUUUUACAAAACGGAUGAUGUAUCCUCUGCUACCUAAUCGGCAGAAGCGAGAAAAGGAAUAUCGAGAAAAACAUGGGAAGAAACAUGCUUCUUUAGCCUUAGCUUUGAAUGACGUUUUCGGUUUAUACUUCGUGUCAGCAGGUGUCAUCAAACUCUUCGGUGAUGCCUGUCAAGCUGUCACGCCCUUGCUCAUUAGAGCUCUGAUCAAAUGGUCAACCAAUUGGCAGCUUGCCGAUACACUGGGAACCCCAAAACCUAAAAUCGGUGAUGGUGUGGGUAUGGCCAUCGGUCUGCUGUUGUUAUUGUUAACAUCCAGUUUGAGUAUACACCACUACUUCAUUCGAUCAAUGGGUGUAGGAGUGUUAUCCAGAGCAGCGCUCAUUUCAGGUAUAUAUCAACAAGCACUUCGAUUCACUCAGAAAUCCAGAGGUGAAAUACCCAACGGUAAACUUGUCAACCACAUAUCAACGGAUACGAGUCGAAUCGAUUUUGCUGCCGGUUUUGCCCAUAUAAUCUGGACUGCCCCGAUUCAAAUGAUCAUCAUCAUUAUCAUCCUUCUGGUCCAGAUUGGCUAUUCCGCGUUACCCGGUAUCGCUUUCCUCCUCAUCAUGACGCCAUUGCAAGUGAUCUUUAUGAAGAAUCUCUUUGCUAUACGUAAGAAGGCUGCUAGAUGGACCGACAAACGUGCAAAACUUCUUCAAGAGAUCUUGGGUGGAAUGCGAAUUGUCAAAUAUAUGGCUUGGGAAAAUCCAUUCCUGCAGAAAAUUCAUAACAUUCGAGGGAUGGAACUGAAAUACAUCCGAUCGCUUUUGACUUUCCGAUCUGGAAUGAUGGCAUUCGCCAUGGCCUUACCAACCUUGGCGGCUAUCAUAUCAUUUAUCACCUACAGUGCUACUUCUCACGACCUUCAAGCUGCCACCAUCUUCACUGUCAUCACUCUUUUCCAGUUGAUGAGAAUGCCCUUGAUGAUGUGGCCUAUGACAUUGUCGGCUGUCGCCGACGCCCUCAACGCUUUGGGUAGAUUGGAAGUUGUUUUCGACGCCGAAUUGAUUUCCGAAAACCUGAGAAUUGACAGAACCCAGGAAGAAGCGGUCAAAAUUGAACAUGCCUCUUUCACAUGGGAUGCGGCUCCGAUAGAAGACGAUGAUGGAAUGAUGAAAAAGCUAGAAGGAAGAUAUGGUAAAAAUCCCGGUGCCGGAAAACCUACACCUAAGUCCAACGAGGCCAAGACUAAAAAGACCAAAAAGAUUACUGCAGUGGAUGAAAUCGAAGCUGAGAUGGCUUCUGGUGGACCUCACGAUGCAGAAGCAAGCAAACAAGCUGUUGGUCAAGGUGCUCCUUUUGCUUUGCACGCUGUUGACGAAAGCAAGGAGAAGGAAGCUGUACCUGAAGCGAAGAUCUUCCAAAUCCAUGAUAUCGAUCUCAGUAUACCUAAAGGCUCUCUCACAGCUAUAGUCGGUGCGAUCGGUUCCGGUAAAUCGAGUUUGUUACAAGGUCUAAUGGGUGAGAUGAGAAGAACUGAAGGAAAAGUCACUUUCUCUGGGUCUACCGCUUUGUGUGCUCAAACUCCCUGGAUUCAGAAUGCCACAGUCAGAGAGAACAUCUUAUUUGGUCAACCUUGGGAUGAAGAACGAUACUGGGCUGCUGUACGAGAUGCCUGUCUCGAACCUGAUCUCGAACUCCUCGAAGAUGGUGAUGGGACAGAGAUCGGUGAAAAGGGUAUCAACCUUUCUGGUGGUCAGAAGCAACGAGUAAACAUUGCAAGAGCCAUUUACUUCAACGCGGAUAUCAUCGCUCUCGAUGAUCCACUUUCUGCUCUUGAUGCUGGUGUAGGUAAAGCACUCUUCUUCAAUGCCAUCAUCGGUGCGCUCAACAACAACACUCGAAUCCUCGUUACUCACGCUCUGCAUUUCUUACCAUAUGUGGACAACAUCAUCAUGAUGGAGGAUGGGCACAUCGGAGAGAUGGGUACCUACAACGAACUCAAGGGACAAGAUGGGGCCUUCGCAAGAUUGAUUAGGGAGUUUGGUAAUGAAGAACAACAUGAAGAAGCCCUUGAAACUGAAGAAGAAGCUAUGAACUCAUCUGGUCCCGCUCACAAGUAUGAUCGAUCCAAGAUGGUAUCUAAAGGUACCGCCCAUGCCCUUAUGCAAGCUGAAGAACGAAACACCGGUGCCCUCAAAAAAGGUACUUUUUGGGCAUACCUCAAAGCAGGUAAUGGUGUCUUCAUGUUACCAAUCUUACUCGUCGCCAUCGCUUUCGCUCAAGCUACCUACGUGAUCACAUCUUAUUGGUUAGUAUGGUGGCAAGAGUACAAGUGGGCCUAUGGAAAUGGAUUCUACAUGGGUAUUUAUGCUGGUUUGGGUAUCUUAACCGCCAUCACCAUGUUCUUCCAAGGUUUCUCGAACGCAUUGAUCAACUACUUCGCUUCGGUCAAGAUCCACAAAAACGCCAUUACAAGAGUCAUGUUUGCUCCUCAGUCUUUCUUCGAUACCACCCCUAUUGGAAGAAUCAUGAAUCGAUUCUCCAAAGAUACAGACACAAUCGAUAAUACCCUUUCGGAUGCUAUGAGGAUGGCAGUCGGUACAUUGUCCAACAUUGUCGGAGCUACCAUAUUACUUGCUAUUGUCGAACCUUAUUUCCUAAUCGCCAUGGGUGUCGUGUCUUUACUUUACGUUCACAAUGCCGCGUUCUACCGAAGAUCUUCAAGAGAGUUCAAGAGAAUCGAUUCGAUCCUCCGAUCUUCCCUAUACUCGCACUUCUCAGAAUCACUCUCUGGAGUGGCGACUAUUAGAUCUUACGGUGAAUCUGAAAGAUUCUUCAAGGACAAUGUCUAUCGAAUGGACGUCGAAAAUCGAGCUUAUUACCUUACGAUCAUCAAUCAACGUUGGUUGGGUCUCCGAUUGGACUUUUUAGGUUCGCUCUUAUCGUUCUCCGUCGCAAUAAUCGUCGUCUGCUCACAUAAAGUAUCGGCUGCUUCUGGUGGAUUGGGUUUAUCGACCAUCAUCUCUGUACAACAAUCUUUCUCAUGGUUGGUCCGACAAGUCGCAGAAGUGGAAAAUGAUAUGGUUGGUGCAGAACGAAUCAUGCACUAUGCCAAUGAAUUAGAUCAAGAAGCUCCUCAUCAAAUAAAUGAAGUUAAGCCUCCUCAAUCGUGGCCUGAGGAAGGUAAGAUUGAGUUCGACAAUGUCAAGAUGCGAUAUCGAGAAGAGUUACCCGAUGUUCUCAAGGGAUUAACUCUGAAUGUGGGAGCAUCAGAGAAGAUUGGUGUGGUAGGUAGAACCGGUGCAGGUAAAUCGUCAAUUAUGGUUGCUUUAUUUAGGAUGUCUGAAUUAUCAGGUGGAUCAAUCAAGAUUGAUGGUGUAGACGUAUCGAAAAUUGGUUUGAAUGAUUUACGAUCAGGUAUAUCGAUCAUACCUCAAGAUCCAUUAUUAUUCAGUGGAACAUUGCGAUCCAAUAUCGAUCCAUUCAAUACUAAAUCCGAUAUUGAGCUUUAUGAUACCCUUCGAAGAGCUCAUUUGAUAUCCAAUUCACCUCGUCAAUCAACCUCUAUUGACGGCGAAACUGAAAAACAGCAACAACAAGCCAAUUCGAAGAGGUUCACCUUAGAUACUGUCAUUGAAGAGGAGGGAGGAAACUUGUCAGUAGGAGAAAGAUCCCUUGUGUCUUUGGCAAGAGCUUUAGUAAGGAAUACGAAAGUAUUGGUACUUGAUGAAGCGACUGCUAGUGUUGAUGUGGAAACGGAUGCGAAGAUUCAGGAAACGAUCAGAAAUGAAUUCAAAGACAAGACUUUGUUGUGUAUCGCACAUAGGUUAAAGACUAUUUUGAGUUAUGAUAGGAUUUUGGUCAUGGCUGAUGGACAAGUUGAGGAGUUCGAUACACCUGAAAAUCUGUUCUUGAAAGAUGGUAUCUUUACUGAGAUGUGCGGUAAAGCAAGUUUGACUUUGGCUGAUAUCAGAGCUGCUGCUGCAUUACGGUUCUAG